Molecule: messenger RNA, 4725 nt
Organism: Penicillium subrubescens
Lineage: Eukaryota; Fungi; Ascomycota; Eurotiomycetes; Eurotiales; Aspergillaceae
Exons: 4
Coding region: 1-4725 (1574 amino acids)
Source: RefSeq, a predicted model, not a curated record
AUGCUGGACUACCAGUCAGAGGACUAUUUGUCGUCCUCGCUGGCUUCAGCAAUUACCGUGCGGAUGCCCGUUAUCCAGACUGAUCCACCCGGUGAUGAUCCAUCGCAUCGGGCGGAUCCUGCAUCAGUCCCUCUGCCCCCUUCCCCUCCAGCAUCGCCCAUCUUGCCAACAGUUUCGCCCGUGCCAGAGGCGGAUCCAACCGUGGGGCCAGGUGAGUUGGGUGGCUCGGGCCGAUCCAGUCCCAAGUUAAGAAUGGCCGACUCCUCUCGGCCUGAAUCUAUACGCCCGACCACAGCUUUCGCGAUGCGCGCGCCUCCUCCAGAGGUAGAAGAUGUGCCCCAGGUUUCGUUCGAGGAGUUUGCCAUGCGCUAUCGCCAAAGCCAGCGCAAACGGGCCCAAAGGAAGCGCCUGGAAAAGCGCCUCCGCGCAACCAAGGUAUCCAUUGGAAACUCUGCGCGCAUGAUCCGGGUGGGAAAUACGAUCCAACGAGGUCUGGUUGAAGCUCUCAAACAUGAUGACAAGGCCAAUUUCGUUGCCCUCUAUCAUACUCUUUUUGACCUUCAGGAGUCCUGUGUUUCCAGCGCUCUCCUCGAUGAGCAUCAGGACUACCUGCCAGAUGAACGGGAGCUAUCCCCAGAAUCCGAACUGGAUCGUUCUUCUGACUUCUUUCACCAACUCAGCCCUCAAUCCCGUGCGGACUUGUUGGAGAUUUUGCGUCUGGUUCGCUCUGACCCGCAGUUCUUGGUUGACCGUCUUCGCAGCUUUACCUCUGCUCAACUGGCCGCAUUCACUUCCCCGGCCACCACAUUGGACUCCGGAGACCCUGCUUUUCCUUCCUCUUCAUCCCGGCUCCGCGGCCAAUAUGCUUUUAAUCGAAACCCGGCCCAAUUUGCCUCGUUCAAGAACCAUGCGUAUGCCUUUGAAAGGACCGAUCCAUUAACCAUCUUGCUUUGUAACGUGUUUGCCGCACCACUGGAUCCCGAGUCUCCCGAGGCCAGGUUACGUCUGGAUGUGUGGUCGACUGUCUGCGCCCAACUAAUGUCCCAUGGUAGCAGUAAAUUUUAUCCUCUCAUUGGCCAGAUUCUUUCCUCCUGGGCCACGGGCUGCAAUUGGAAAGCCCGUCCCAAAUUUGAACUCUACCUGAUGGAUAUCCUACAAACUGGAGCGUUUCUUUUGGAGCAUAUAGCCAGCCCUGCCGGAUUGGAUUUCGCCCCUGAUGCCUGGGACCCUUUGCGGACGGACGUUGCUGAGGAGUUCUUUGCUUCUGCCGUGGAUAAUCUUUUCCGUGUCCUGGAUGAUCCGGAUGGCGGAUUCCCUCGUGCAGUCUUGCAAUUUGCCAAGGCUGUUCUGAGGAAAAUGGAAUCUCCUGACAGUCGCAGUCGUUUCCUCGAGUACCUUUUCGUACAGUGGUUCUUCCCCAAGUUCCUCUACAGCGCUUUGACAUACCCCGAGACACACGGUUUGUUGCUAGACUUUCAUAUUCGAAAAGAUGCCCGCGAGAAGCUGCUUGGUCAGGUUGGGCUACGCGCGUACUCUCAAGUAUUUGCUGUUCUUCGGUCCAUGCAUCACUUCUCGAUUCUUCGUCCGUCAAUCAAAGAACACGUUGACAACAUGCUUUCCCGAUUCCAGAGUACAGUCCCUUCCGAUUCUGCGACAACUGGACUAUUCACUCAACGCGAUCACACAAUCCGCCGCGACUCCACGUCAAACUUUCUUCUACUGUCCUCAACGGAUACUCUCACAUUGUUAGACGCUCUUUUCCCGCAGAUCUGCUCUCCGGUGCAUUCAUCGCCAGCUUCCGCUGGUAUGCCAUCCUGGUCAACCAAUGUUUCCCCAUCGUACCACCUGCGUCCCGAGCCACCCAUGGAACCUGGUUUCUUCCGGCCAAACCCUGAAUUGAGCCCUAGGCCGACAUCACAGAGCGGUUCUAUCCUCUCCGUGGACUCUUCACAUGUCUCCGUUCUUGAGAGCGGAAUUGUACAGACUGCUGCAAGAAUUCGCUUCGAGCUGAGCGACCUAGAUGAACCAAGUGAACGAGCCAGACUAGAGCCCCCCUCUGAGGAGCACUGGACAGUAUUCUCUGUUACCAAUGACGGCCAUGGUCUCACGUGGAGUCUCCUCGCAGACCAGGUGAACGGACCAUCCAAAGGCUCUGCCAUAGAUAGUGACGAUGACACACAUUCCACCUGUCUAGGCCUGGAGGAGAACCACGAGGCUCUUCAAACUGCGAUCAUCCGUCUUGUUAAAGAGAGUCAUGUUUAUGAUGUGGACGAUUAUAAGCGCUCCCCCAGAAGCAUGCAAGUGGCGUCAAUCUCACUGAAACAGCAAUUUACCCAGGCAAUGGCUUCAUCCCAGAACGACUCCGACUUUGUUGGUGCGCACUACUGGUGGAAUGCCUCCCGGCAGCUACGCCAGGGGACACACCCGGCGGCCUCCUCAAGUGAUACAUGGAUCCUAGGUCCCAUGCACAGAUCCUGCACUCGUUCAUUGGAAAACUCGAUGGCCGUCAUUGAGCGAUGCGAAAAUGACUUUGUGUCUCUCGACCAAAGCCUGCACCGACUCCAGACGCAGGUCAAGGCGCUCAUGGCUACCGUCUCCAAAGUUCGCACCAAGAUGUGGUACAUGACCGAUGUGAAGAAUUCUAUGAGGUACGAAGAAGCCCGACAUGUGACCAUGGCUCUCAAGAUGAUCUAUUCCGCUCGGCCGUACAAUACCGAGAUGCCGGAAGAAUCACGGUCUCGGUCCGGAGCUCGUUCGUUAGGGGGAUCACUGUUCCAAAAGCCGGAGGUGCAGGUUAUGAACAUGAUGAAAGCACCUAGCAGCCAGGGUGGACCUAGGAAAAUGUCCGAUGAACAGGUAGAGUUGACUCGCAAGUGGCUGGCCCACAGCGGGAUUGAGAACUUCUGCAAGGGCGAGGAGCGAAUCCAUCGGUUCUGCUACGAGGUGCGGACCAGCAUCAACCGUCUAGUGGGUGAAACGAUGGCAGAAACACCGGUGCUUUGGGCAAGUGAAUUGUUCCAGAGAGAGCGGGCAAGAUACGAGGGCUAUGGCUCUCGAGCUUUCCCGGGUCUAUCAAUGCCCACGACCCCUCGGCCUUCUACUAAUGCGAGCGAGGAUUCGUUACACUCUUCUCAGCUUCAUGGUGCCAAUCUCCCCGUGCCUGAUCUACUCGCACGCUCACCUCAGGAUCCGCCGUCCUUUUUGGGUAGCAAGUCGUCUAUCCAGAGCCUGAUUCCAGACAAAUACCGGGCUACGCGUGAUCUGCCUUCUAUCGAUGUUUCUUCUAUUGGAGGGUCACCUGGUCGCGCUGCUUCGACAUCAACCGGUGAUACUUACAGCACCUUCUGGUCCGCGGGACAACGCCAGCCCAUGUACGCCGGUAGUGUCUCCACUGCCUACUCCCGGCCCCCAUCCAUGUUCAGCGAAGGUGCUACUCGUCAGCCUCGUCGUACCGAACGCAAGACGCAUGGGAAGACCGUAUUCAUGGAUGAGCUGCGGCAAACACUCACCAGCCUUCUCUUGAGCGACUUGGGGUCUCCCGUAUGGAGCUGUGGCAGCGAAACGGAUGCCUGGUUCACGAGUUAUCUCGAUCAACCCCGCAUUCAAGUCCAAAUGCAGAGACAUGCUGCAGUUCGGAGAUUUUACUCUGACUAUGAGGAGCGAUCAAAGAAUCUUCGUGAGAAGCGUCGUUCAUCAGGGGGUCGACGGAGCAGGUCUCUGGAUAAUCCCCGUGGACGUAUGCGAACAGACUCGUCAACGGAUGCAUCGAGUGUUAUACAAGAAACGCUAAAGGGCGAUGAUGAUGCUGCUUUCUCAUACAAGGGAGUCUUCCACCGACUGAUUGAGGUCUUCUCACGCCACGGAAAUCCUUUCGUCAAGCUGAACGCGUUGAGAGACCUGAGAUCACUGGUAGUGGCGUCGUUGAUAUCUUCAAAUGAUGGCAGUCCUGCCGGACCUGCCACUCGUUCCAUGUCUGAAACUGAGAGAGGGCGCGCCAAUGGCCCUCGGUCACGGGCUACACGACAAAGCUUCUCCGAGGCUCAUGCACCUACCAUGCCUCAGACAGGCACUGCAUUCCCUGCAAUGACUCCACCCGAGUCGGUGACCUAUGGCUCGAGACGCUCCGACUACUCAACGCCAUCGGAAGACCAAAUCGUGGCUACCCUGCGCGAUCUGAUCCUAGAAGUCAAACCCAAGACACUCUUCCGAGACUUGCAGUACAUCUCCGCUUUCGUACCUGGGGAGCAACUCAACAAAUCCGAUCGCGGAACCGCCUUCCUCCAAUUCGGACUGGCUGCACUAAGUCUCAAGGAUGAAGUGUGUCAUAGCAUGGUCGAGAUUGCAGACCGUAUUGUCUCUCAAGAGCUCAUGCGACGACAUGCAGGGGCCGACUUCUACCCGCGACCCAGCCCUGCCGGCCAUGCCAUUGAAGAUGCAGCGGCGAUGUGGAUCAUCACCGCUAAAGAGGGCAAUCCGGUUGCACAGCGCGAGUUGGCCAUUCUCUAUCUUACACAUCCUGAACGUCUCCAGCGUGUUACACUGCCACUUACUCGGCCGCGCGAUACUUUCAAGGCUGAGAUGAUGUACCGCCGUGGAAAGGACUCCAAGUCUGAUCCACAGAGUAUGUGUCUGGCACUUCACUGGAUGCAGCUUUCAGCCAACGGAGGCGAUCUGCUUGCACGCAAUCGUCUCCGUGAGCGUGAGGAGUUUGAUUCCAUUGCAUGA